Aspergillus caelatus is the source of this 1904-nucleotide messenger RNA. Its product is annotated as Mpv17/PMP22 family protein. The transcript has 5 exons. Bases 657 to 1457 code for a protein of 266 amino acids. The record is from RefSeq and is a predicted model, not a curated record. Gene Ontology annotation, cellular component: membrane; cytoplasm. NCBI's taxonomy places the organism in Eukaryota, Fungi, Ascomycota, Eurotiomycetes, Eurotiales, Aspergillaceae.
CCUGUCGCCUUGAGAGAUCCCGAUUUAUCCUCCACUUUUCCCUCCAGCUUUAAAUCCCCAGUUUCCAACACUGACUAUUUUGUGACGGUCUCUCUUGGGAAAAGGGUUCCCUUUUUUGUAUCUUUCUUAUCUGAAACCAUUUUUUAUUUAUUUUUUUUGUUUUUGUUUUUCGAUAAAUGACCUGCAUAUAAGAGAAACCCACACGUUCUCCAGUUCGAUAAACAAUUUCGUCAUCUAUUGAGUGUCUAUCCUAAAUUAAUCGGUUUAAUUCCCUCGAUUCAUUUAACCUCUUAAUUGUUCUACUACCAAUUAUUUACCUUACUUAACCUCGGUAAGCUUUCCGUGUCCCCCCAAGCUGGGAACUUUUUUUUUUUUCGGUCUGGGGAGUUCCAGCCAGCCUCCUCGUUCAAUAAACAAACAGUAGCUCAGCUCCUCCCCCCCCUGUUUCUUUAGUUCCUGGCGGGACUUUUUCUUUCUUCUCCAACCCCAUAAUCAAUCUCUCACCGAUUUUCUUAUUCCCCUCUUAACCCACAGCGCCCCAUAUCCAACUAGACCGCGUCCGCCGCAAUUGUACCCGUUGCCGUCAAUUCCGAGAACCGAUCUUAUCAUCGUUACCCUCGUGUUCUAUUGCCGACGCAACCGCAGCAACCGCCAUCAUGUCCGUGAAAUUUCAGGAUAGGUUCCAGGACCAGGUCGCGCAACAGGUCACGCAACAGGUCACGGAACAGAUUAAGGGCCAGGUCCAGGGACAGUUUCAGGAGGAGGCCGCAAAGUCAAUUCGCCAAGAUACAAAGGAAUUGGUGCACAAGGUCGGCGAACGCUUGACUGGCGGAAACCCUCAGAAUGGCUAUAUGGCUAUGUACCUGCGUCAGCUGCAGAAGAACCCUCUGCGCACCAAGAUGUUGACGUCGGGUGUGCUUUCCGCAACUCAAGAAUACUUGGCCUCGUGGAUCGCGAAUGAUGUCAGCAGGAAUGGGCACUACUUCAGCGCCCGUGUUCCUAAAAUGCUUCUCUACGGCAUGUUUGUCGCUGCCCCACUGGGCCACUUCCUCGUGGGCAUCCUCCAAAAGAUCUUUGCCGGCCGCACAAGCCUGAAGGCCAAGAUCCUGCAGAUUCUUUUUAGCAAUCUCAUCAUCUCCCCCAUCCAAAACGUGGUGUACCUAUCGUCGAUGGCCGUCAUCACUGGCGCGCGCACCUUCCAUCAGGUUCGCGCCACUGUUCGCGCUGGUUUCAUGCCCGUCAUGAAAGUCAGCUGGGUCACUUCCCCUCUCGCACUUGCGUUCGCGCAGAAGUUCCUCCCCGAGCACACUUGGGUGCCAUUCUUCAACAUCAUCGGUUUCUUCAUUGGAACUUAUGUCAACACCCACACGAAGAGAAAGCGCCUCGAGGCCCUGAAAAAGCGUUACGACCAACGUCGCGCCGGCCCAGGCAGUGAUUUCGAGCCCAAGGGCUACUAGUAAAUGUAUAUAGAUUCAGACCCUACCCAUCCGGCCCAAGCGGAACGACCCGAACGCCUUCCAUAAUCCUCGGCCCGCCCACACCAUACCUCGGUUGAAUAGAUGCAAUACGUUGCCUCAAGGAAAAGCAAGCCGAAGGCACGGACAAUCUAUUUCUUCCCCCUCUCCGCCCCCAAUUACCCCUUUCGCAUGUUUGAUUGAUUACAUUCUCAUGUUCUAUUCUGAUCUGGCCCCAAGACCAUUCCCUAUCUUGUGUCGUGCCGAGAUGAAGAUAUGUUUGACCGUCACGAUGUAUGUUUUUCUUAGUUUCUGUCUGCAGCUGUCGAUAUACAUAACUUGAUAGUCCAUAGUGCUGCUGUCUACCCUUUGCAAUGUCAAAUUACAUAUUACCUUCAAUACCUGUCCUUAGUCUUUGAUAGUUAAGAAACUAGGGCGUUCUACUGCAAA